CCGCCGGCUCCCCGCGGCCCCGGAGGUUUCACUGCACAACAAGAUGGCGGCGGCNGGCGAGCGGAGCUGGCGGGGCUGCCGGGGCCGGAGCGGGGGGAGCCGGGCCGGCCGGCCGCCUACUGCCACCGCCCGCCCCGGGGCCCCCGGCCGCCCCCGCUGCUGUGUCCCCGGCGGCUGGCCCGCCGCGUCCCCCAGCCCCGGCCUCCCGUGGUCCGGUGCCUGCUCGCAUCGGCUACUACGAGAUCGACCGCACCAUCGGCAAGGGCAACUUCGCUGUGGUCAAGCGGGCCACGCACCUCGUCACCAAGGCCAAGGUUGCUAUCAAGAUCAUAGACAAGACCCAGCUAGACGAAGAAAACUUGAAGAAGAUUUUCCGGGAAGUUCAAAUUAUGAAGAUGCUUUGCCACCCCCAUAUCAUCAGGCUUUACCAGACCACCUGGUGGCCCAUGGUAGAAUGGCAGAAAAGGAGGCCCGUCGGAAGUUCAAACAGAUCGUCGCAGCCGUCUUUUUUUGUCACUGUCGGAACAUUGUUCAUCGUGAUCUAAAAGCCGAAAACUUGCUUCUGGACGCCAAUCUGAAUAUCAAAAUAGCAGAUUUUGGCUUCAGUAACCUUUUCACUCCUGGGCAGCUGCUGAAGACCUGGUGUGGCAGCCCUCCCUACGCUGCACCUGAACUCUUUGAAGGAAAGGAAUAUGAUGGGCCCAAAGUGGACAUCUGGAGCCUUGGAGUCGUCCUCUAUGUGCUCGUGUGUGGUGCCCUGCCAUUUGAUGGGAGCACACUGCAGAAUCUGCGGGCACGGGUGUUGAGUGGAAAGUUCCGCAUCCCAUUUUUUAUGUCCACAGAAUGUGAGCAUUUGAUCCGCCACAUGCUGGUUUUGGACCCCAGCAAGCGCCUCUCGAUGGAGCAGAUCUGCAAGCACAAGUGGAUGAAGCUAGGGGACGCCGAUCCCAACUUUGACAGGUUAAUAGCUGAAUGCCAACAACUAAAGGAAGAAAGACAGAUGGACCCCCUGAAUGAGGAUGUCCUCUUGGCAAUGGAGGACAUGGGACUGGACAAAGAGCGGACACUACAGUCAUUAAGAUCAGAUGCCUAUGAUCACUAUAGUGCAAUCUACAGCCUGCUGUGUGAUCGACAUAAGAGACAUAAAACCCUGCGCGUCGGAGCACCUCCUAGUAUGCCUCGAGCCAUGGCCUUUCAAGCACCAGUCAAUAUCCAGGCGGAGCCGGCUGGGACCACUGUGAACCUUAGCGUUCCUCAGGUGCAGCUUAUCAACCCAGAGAACCAAAUUGUGGAGCCGGAUGGGACAGUGAACUUGGACAGCGAUGAGGGUGAAGAGCCUUCCCCUGAAGCAUUGGUCCGCUAUUUGUCAAUGAGGAGGCACACAGUAGGUGUGGCUGACCCACGCACGGAAGUUAUGGAAGAUCUGCAGAAGCUCCUACCUGGUUUUCCUGGAGUCAGCCCGCAGGCUCCGUUCCUGCAGGUGGCCCCUAACAUGAACUUCAUGCACAACCUUUUGCCCAUGCAAAAUCUGCAACCAACUGGGCAGCUUGAGUACAAGGAGCAGUCCCUGUUACAGCCGCCCACCCUACAGCUGCUGAAUGGAAUGGGCCCCCUUGGCCGGAGGGCAUCAGAUGGAGGAGCCAACAUCCAACUACAUGCCCAGCAGCUGCUGAAGCGCCCACGGGGACCCUCCCCACUUGUCACCAUGACACCAGCAGUGCCCGCAGUUACCCCUGUGGACGAGGAGAGCUCAGAUGGGGAGCCAGAUCAGGAAGCUGUGCAGAGGUACUUGGCAAAUAGGUCCAAAAGACAUACACUGGCCAUGACCAACCCUACAGCUGAGAUCCCACCGGACCUACAACGGCAGCUAGGACAGCAGCCUUUCCGUUCCCGGGUCUGGCCCCCUCACCUGGUACCUGAUCAGCAUCGCUCCACCUACAAGGACUCCAACACCCUGCACCUCCCCACGGAGCGUUUCUCCCCCGUGCGCCGGUUCUCAGAUGGGGCUGCAAGCAUCCAGGCCUUCAAAGCUCACCUGGAAAAAAUGGGCAACAACAGCAGCAUCAAACAGUUGCAGCAGGAGUGUGAGCAGCUGCAGAAGAUGUACGGGGGGCAGAUUGAUGAAAGAACCCUGGAGAAGACCCAGCAGCAGCAUAUGUUAUACCAGCAGGAGCAGCACCAUCAAAUUCUCCAGCAACAAAUUCAAGAUUCUAUCUGUCCUCCUCAGCCUUCUCCACCUCUUCAGGCUGCAUGUGAAAAUCAGCCAGCCCUCCUCACCCACCAGCUCCAGAGGUUAAGGAUUCAGCCUUCAAGCCCACCCCCCAACCACCCCAACAAUCAUCUCUUCAGACAACCCAGUAAUAGUCCUCCCCCCAUGAGCAGUGCCAUGAUCCAGUCUCACGGUGCUGCAUCUCCACCCCAGUUUCAAGGCCUACCCUCCCGCAGUGCAAUCUUCCAGCAGCAGCCUGAGAACUGUUCUCCUCCUCCCAGUGUGGCACUAACCUGCUUGGGUAUACAGCAGCCUACCCAGUCCCAGCAGGUGACCAUCCAAGUCCAGGAGCCUGUUGACAUGCUCAGCAGCAUGCCGGGGACAGCUCCAGGCUCUGCCGGGCGGGGCCUUUCCAUCAGCCCCAGUGCCAGUCAGAUUCAGAUGCAGCACCGUGCCAACCUGAUGGCCUCCUUCAGCUAUGGGCACCGGCCCUUGUCCAAGCAGCUAAGUGCUGACAGUGCAGAGGCCCACAGCUUGAACGUGAAUCGGUUCUCCCCUGCUAACUACGACCAGGCGCAUUUACACCCCCAUCUAUUUUCGGACCAGUCCCGGGGUUCCCCCAGCAGCUACAGCCCUUCAACAGGAGUGGGGUUCCCGCCAACCCAAGCUCUGAAAGUCCCUCCACUUGACCAAUUUCCCACCUUCCCUCCCAAUGCACAUCAGCAGCCCUCUCACUAUACCACAUCAGCACUACAGCAGGCCCUGCUGUCCCCCACACCGCCAGACUAUACAAGACACCAGCAGGUACCCCACAUCCUUCAAGGACUGCUCUCUCCCCGACAUUCGCUCACCGGCCACUCGGACAUUCGGCUGCCCCCAGCAGAGUUUGCACAGCUCAUUAAAAGGCAGCAGCAGCAGCAGCAGCGACAGCAACAGCAGCAGCAGCAGCAGCAAGAGUACCAAGAAUUGUUCAGGCAUAUGAACCAGGGGGAUGCUGGGAGUCUGGCUCCCAAUAUUGGGGGACAGAGUAUGACAGAGCACCAGGCUUUACCAUAUCAAAAUGCUGACUCAUAUCACCACCAUACCAGCCCCCAGCAUCUUCUACAAAUCAGGGCGCAAGAAUGUAUCUCCCAGGUUUCCUCACCCAGCCCAACCCACGGUUAUGCUCACCAGCCGGCACUCAUGCACUCAGAGAGCAUGGAAGAGGAGUGCUCAUGCGAGGGGGCCAAGGAUGGCUUUCCAGACAGGAAGAGUUCAAACACAUCGACCAAGAGUUGCCAUGACAGCCCCCUGCUCUUGAGUACUGGCGGACCCGGGGACCCUGAAUCUUUACUAGGAACUGUGAGUCACGCACAGGAAUUGGGGAUACAUCCAUACCGACAUCAGCCAACUGCUACAUUCAGUAGAAAUAAGGUGUCCAGCCGAGAGUCUGUCAUAGGAAACUGCAUGGAUAGAAGUUCUCCAGGACAAGCAAUGGAGCUGCCAGAUCACAAUGGACUUGGAUACCCAGCACGCCCCUCAGUCAAUGAGCACCACAGGCCCCGGACCCUCCAGAGACACCACACGAUCCAGAACAGUGACGAUGCUUACGUGCAGCUGGAUAACUUGUCAGGAAUGAGUCUGGUGGCUGGGAAAGCACUUAGUUCUGCCCGGAUGUCAGAUGCAGUUCUCAGUCAGUCCUCGCUUAUGGGGAGCCAGCAGUUUCAGGAUGGAGAAAAUGAAGGAUGCGGAGAGAGCCUAAGAGGUCAUGAGCACCCAGACCUGACUGAUGGCAGCCAGCAUUUGAAUUCCUCUUGUUACCCAUCAACGUGUAUUACAGACAUACUGCUCAGCUACAAGCACCCUGAGGUCUCCUUCAGCAUGGAACAGGCAGGCGUGUAACAGAAACUGAGAGUUUGUGUGCGGUUCGGGAGUGAAAAGGUUGACUUUAAACCAACAGUAUCUGGCAGCAUUGCGCCAAAUUGCCAUUGUGUUUCCACCCAAAACGUCGUGGCUCCUUUCGUCACUUUUGGUUCAUCAGUGUGCUGUUCUUUUGGGUUCUGAGGGCAUUUUGCCAUGUUUGCUUGUUUGACCAAAUCACCAAGGAAAUAAACAGGAAAUCCACAUUCGCCACCUUUUGUAAAAGUGUAUUUGGUAAAUUUCAGUUGGUGGUUUGGUUUGGUUUUGGUUUUUGUGGGGUUUUUGUUUUGUUUUGGGGUGUUUUUGGUAUUCUUUGGGAGGUGUUUUGUUUUGUUUUUACUUUGCGCCUCUCUCUCUCUGUCUCUCUCCUUUCCUUUUUUGAGGCAGAAGAGCAAAGCAGUUAGAGUACGAGGCCAGGGAGACAGAGCCACUCCCUUCCCCAGCCUCCAUCCACAGUGCACCCUCCAGUCCUCUGCACUGCUCCUCCACAGAAGCAAAACUGAAGGAUAACAUCCUCUGAAAUUUUAGUUGCUGGGGAAAGAGAGGGGAAGGGGUGAUGGCCAUUGGCACUUGGAGAGCAAAAGAAGCCCCAAGCUUGGAACCUGGGGACGUCUUUACUGCUGGGAUCCACUGAAAAACAUGUCUGGUCCAGCCAAGAUCAUACGAGAAUGCUAGCGUGGCGACUGAGCGUGACCUGAUGUUGAUGGGGUGUCGGUUAGAAUGUCUCAGUGUGAGCCUUUUCUUUGGUGUAUAACUCAGUUCCCCUCUUGUAACCCGGAAAGUUGGUUGCCUUUACCAUCCUGCUGGUUCUCCCCAUGGACUGAACACCCAACAGUGGUACACUAUGCUUUUUUGUCAACUUACAUUCUCAUUUUAUAUUGUGCUAUAAAAAGGAUUGUUUCUCCAUAUUUUACACACACACACAUGCUUUUCCCUUUCAGCCUCUUUGUCACAGGCAAGAAGACUAGGAGGCUGUCGUGGGCCCUGCCUUUCCUACCCUUCUCCUUCUCCCUGGGCUUCCUCAGCCCCCAUUUUAAUUCUUGAUCAUGUAGGAAUUGUUUUUGGUAAAUGUUGAUAUUAUUGUUAUUAUUGUUAUUAAUAAAUAAAAACAAGAGGAAUUUUUGUUUAAAAGAGAAAUGUUUAACCAGAUUCUGUUCUAUUUGAAUUGUGACUUGCACCUUUUGUUCAAAGUAUUUUAUUUAGACAUUGUAAUUGUGAACAGUUCUCGUGCCGGUGACAGAUGUAGUGGUCUCCUUUCCCUAGUUGAAGCAGAGCAUACGCAAUAGCUAUUGUUUCUGUCAUUAUCUUUAUUUUUUUUUUCACUGUUAGAAACCAAAGUCUUCUCUGCUGGCUGGGGGCUGACAAAGGAUCUGGGUUGUCUCCUUUGAUCUUCAAAACAAGAAAGAGAUGUUACAUAUUCUGACUCUUGAUCCUUUUUUUCUGCAGAAGGAGAGUUAAUAGUCCCCAGCCCCCUCCUAGUCUUUCAUCUUGAAUUUGCACAGAAGAAAGCGGGUGCCCAGCAUGGCCAUCCUGGUGUUGCUGACAGGAUCCCCAUGCAGCUUGUCCUUCUCACUGAUAUUGGCAGCUCAGCUCCUGGAGCCAGUAUCCCUCGAUGGAUUUCUGCAGUGCAAGAGCCUUUCUUGGGAUACGUCCCAUGUUGCCAUGAUCCCCAAUCUCCCGCCACUUGGUGGUGCCACCAACUACUCACCAGAAGGAGGCUACCAAGAAAGCCUGAACAGCUACUGUUUGACUUCUCUGGGCUCCUUCCAAUUCCAGUGCCCCCGACUGCACCCCCACCCCAGCCUGUUCUGUUUACAUGGGACUGAAUUGAUGGGAGAGCCGACUGCCACCCUCUGUUGACCACCCAGAUGGAAGCCAGUGAGCCUAGUAACCGUGCCAUCUUGCGAACUACACUUUAAAAAACUCAUUGCUUUGUAUUGUAGUAACCAAUAUGUGCAGUAUAUGUUGAAUGUAUAUGAAUAUACUUUCCUAUUUCUGUUCUUUGAAAAUGUCAGAAGUAUUUUUUUCUUUCUCAUUUAUGUUGAACUAAAAAAGGAUUAAAAAAUCUCCAGACCCAAGUUGCAGUAAGACCUUUAGUCCCUUUUUUGUGGGCACUUACAACUUAGUAAUUUAAUUGAAAAGUAGGGGAUUGUGAAAAUAAAAACCUGAUUACCCUCU
Messenger RNA from Hipposideros armiger (great roundleaf bat), 6286 nucleotides. RefSeq names its product SIK family kinase 3 (gene SIK3). The transcript has 24 exons. Gene Ontology annotation, molecular function: ATP binding; tau-protein kinase activity. Gene Ontology annotation, cellular component: cytoplasm. Gene Ontology annotation, biological process: intracellular signal transduction; microtubule cytoskeleton organization; protein phosphorylation. The coding region runs from base 44 to 4090 and encodes 1348 amino acids. The record is from RefSeq and is a predicted model, not a curated record. Lineage: Eukaryota; Metazoa; Chordata; Mammalia; Chiroptera; Hipposideridae.